UUACUUCCUGCUCUCACUUACCCCUAUGUGACUGGAAUAACAAGUUAGUUUUCUGUUUGGGAAUCAGAUUCACAUUGUUAUAGAAACGGUGUGAAUAGAAAUGAACCAAACUUCAGGACUGUGACCCAUGAUAGCUCAUGGGAGGAUAGAGGUCUGACCUUCCAGGACUGAGACCCCAACUGGGAUGCAGCCUUUCUGUGUGAGCAUCAGGACCCUUCUUCUCUCAGUUCUGCUUUCCUGGCCAGGUGAAGGGCAAUUCCAGGUCAUAGGACCAAGAGCACCAGUCAUUGCCUUUGUUGGGGAAGAGGUUGUGGUUUCCUGUCAUCUCAACCCAUCAAUAGAUGCUCAGAACAUGGAAGUGAGAUGGUACCGAAAUGAUCCUUCAGGUCUGGUGCAUUAUUAUGGGACUUCCCAGGAUCAUAUGGACCAGCAAAUGCCAGAGUAUCAAGGGAGGACCAAGUUCCUGAAGGGGAAUAUUACCAAAGGGCUUGUUGCCCUAAGGAUCCAUCACAUCAGACCUUCAGAUGAAGGGGAGUAUGUGUGUUUCUUUGAAAGCUCUACAUUCUACAAUAAAGCACAGUUCAAAGUGUUGGUCACAGUCUCAGGUACAGCUCCUCAUAUUCACAUUGAGCCUGGCAAUAGGAUGGACAUGAAGAUGACCUGCACAUCUAUGGGGUGGUAUCCAGAGCCUGAGGUACAAUGGAGGGACCUUCAAGGACUGCGCUUGGCACCAGCCUUUGAGACAAAGAAAAUAGAAGAAAAUGGACUGUUUCAUGUGGAAUCAUCUAUCGCAGUUGAUAAAAAUUCAAGAGCAGAUGUGUCCUGUGUUAUAAGGAACCUAAUACUCAGUGUGGAGAAGGAGGUGCAUGUCUCCGUAGCAGAUACCUUGUUUCCUGAGGACUGUCCUUGGGCAGUGGGGUUUGCAGUUUUCCUGUCUCUCCUGGCCUUUGGUGCAACAAUCAGUGUUCUAUUUGUGUGUACCCGAAAAGCCAAAGGUUCACUCAAGAAGAAGCAUGGUAAACUCCGGAAAGAAUAUGAGCUUUUACGUGAACAGAAAGGGAACAUAGAAAAAAAGAACGGAAAGCUUCAUGAAGAACUUGAAAGGAUAAAAUUCUUGGGAGAAGAAGGGUUGAAAUAUGCUCGACGCUAUGCAGAAAAUGUUACCCUGGAUCCAGACACAGCUAACCCAUAUCUCCAAAUUACUGAUGACAACAAAAGUGUGAAAGGAGGUGAUACCUUUCAGGAACUACCCAAAAGAAGACAGCGGUUUGAUAACCUGGUCUGUGUAUUAGGUCAGCAAAUUUUUUCCAAAGGUAAACACUACUGGGAAGUGAGUGUGAAAAAUAAAAUAAAAUGGACUUUAGGCAUUUGUAAGGAUUCUGUCUGCAGACGGGGAGAAAUCAUGGUGUCCUCUGAGACUGGGUUCUGGACAAUAGGCUUGAAUAGAAACAAUGACUAUCAAGCUCUUUUAAACCCACAGAAAACACUCCACCUCGAGGAAUCUCCUGAGACUAUUGGUAUCUUCCUGGACUAUGAGGCUGGAAGAGUGUCGUUUUAUAAUGUGACCAAUCUUUCUCACAUCUACACCUAUAGAAACUGCUUCACAGGUUCUCUGAGGCCAUACUUUUAUCCUGGCCCCCUCUACAAUGGUCAAAAUGAACACCCUCUCACCAUCCUGCCCUUAGGUCAUAUUAGAAAAGCCAUAGGAAGAAGACGUUCUAUGUGACUGAGCAAAAAUUGCCCUAUUUUGAAUCUGCUGAAACUAGGGAUUUUUAUGAAGUUUGUAAAUAUUGUAAUAUAUAUAUAUUAUAUUAUAUAAUUAUAUAUGUAUAUUACAAUAUUUACAAACUUCAUAAAAAUCCCUAGUUUCAGCAGGGAAAUUUUUAUUUAUAAAUAAAUAAAAAUAAAUAUAUAAAUAUUUAAAUAAAACAAAAAUGUUUUAUUUUAGAAUGAUGGACUUCUCCCUUCAAAUAAAUCUAAAAUCUAAAAAUCAUUUUGAUGCCAUAAUUUAUAACUUUUUUAUCAUUUCAGUUCCUAAUAUAUCUUUUGUUAAUGGACAAGAAUUGUUUGAGUUAAACUACAUGAUGUAGAACUUACUUGAUGACUAUUCAAGGCCACAGAACUAAAUACAAAACCCAAAAGAAGCAUCUACUUGUGCAAGUGAUGAAGGAAAGUUAAUUCCCAGUUGACCCUCAUGGGUAUGGUCUCUCUUUCAUUCAUGUUUUGAGAUGGAAGAAGACAUGGACUCUGCUUCACAUCAUCAGGAAAUUGGCUGGAGCCCAUACCUUAUUGACUUUGCCCAAACCUAGAGGAGUAUGAUGGCUUUGACAAGGGAGUUCUAAACCCAGACUAUGUAAUAUUCACUACAAAAAAAAAAUCUUCAAGUGAAUAUGUCUUCCAACUACUCAUUCCUUUACUUUUUUACCUCCAUUCUUUUUUGAAGUUUAAAUGUACACAAUCUCCAACUUAAUUUAAUAUAAUUGUGUCAUUUAUUCAUCUACUUAACAAAUGCUUAUUAGGUACUGUAUAUACGUUAUGUAGGUAUCCGUAAUCUAAAACACCUUAGAUUGAUUAUCUAUAACUGUAACUGUGUAUCUGGUACUUCUAAUAAACAGGCAAACACUGAUAAA
Acinonyx jubatus (cheetah) is the source of this 2630-nucleotide messenger RNA. RefSeq names its product butyrophilin subfamily 1 member A1-like. Gene Ontology annotation, molecular function: signaling receptor binding. The coding region runs from base 185 to 1726 and encodes 513 amino acids. Gene Ontology annotation, cellular component: external side of plasma membrane. Lineage: Eukaryota; Metazoa; Chordata; Mammalia; Carnivora; Felidae. Gene Ontology annotation, biological process: T cell receptor signaling pathway; regulation of cytokine production. The record is from RefSeq and is a predicted model, not a curated record. The transcript has 12 exons.